AUGAUCCACUCCAAUCACUCCAUCUAUUCCAUCUUUUGCUGCUGUUGUACAGUGCAGGCCAGAACUUUUCUGUCGGUUUACGGAUUUAUAUUCUCACGUUUUCAGGUAGAACGUUCCAGAAAGAAGCUACCAGCUCCUCCGCCUGAGAAUGAUGAGGGGGGGAGAAUGACAGUGGUGGCCAUGUAUGAUUUCACAGCCACAGAAGACACAGAUCUGACCCUGAAACAGGGAGAGGAGUACACUAUCCUUCACAAACAAGACCAGCUGUGGUGGAGAGCACAGGACAAAUACGGGAAUAAAGGUUUCAUUCCUAGCAAUUAUGUCACAGAGAAAAACCAAAUUGAGGCCAACUACUGGUACUGCAAAAACAUCAACAGAACAGAGGCGGAGACUUUACUGAGACGGGAGGCUAAAGAGGGUGGAUUUAUUGUGAGAGACUCCAGUCAACCAGGCAACUACACAGUUUCUGUCUACACCAAAACCCUGAGUCCGAACGUGGGCAAUGUCAGGCACUACCAGAUCAAGCAGACAGCUUCAGGGCAGUUCUUCCUGUCUGAGAAACAUCUCUUCGACUCCAUACCAGAGGUCAUUCGCUACCAUGAACACAAUGCUGCUGGUCUGGUGGCAAGGCUACGGUAUCCUAUAGGCCCUAUGGGUCGUUGUUUGCCAGCCACCGCAGGAUUCAGCUCAGAUAAGUGGGAGAUCAACCCGUCCGAGCUGACGUUUAUGAAGGAACUGGGCAGUGGGCAGUUUGGAGUGGUCAGACUGGGAAAGUGGAGGGCACUGUGUAAGGUCGCCAUCAAAACUAUCAGUGAAGGAGCGAUGUCUGAAGAUGACUUUAUAGAGGAGGCGAAAAUAAUGACGAGGCUCUGCCAUCCUAAGUUAGUACAAUUGUAUGGUGUUUGUACUACUCAGAGGCCUAUAUGUAUUGUGACUGAGUUCAUGGAGAACGGCUGCCUUCUCCACUACCUGCGACAAAGCAAUGGCAAGCUGGACUGCGGGAGGCUGCUGUCCAUGUGUCAGGACGCUUGUGAGGGGAUGGACUACUUGGAGAAGAACAGCUUCAUACACCGAGAUCUGGCUGCACGAAACUGUCUGAUUAAUGAGAGGAAUGUGGUUAAAGUCUGUGACUUUGGGAUGACCAGGUAUGUGUUGGACAAUGAGUAUCGCGGUUGUAGCGGCUGUAAAUUCCCAGUGAAGUGGUCCCCACCUGAGGUUCUACACUACUGCAAAUACAGCAGCAAAUCUGACGUCUGGUCAUUUGGUGUUUUGAUGUGGGAGAUUUUCACGGAAGGCAAGACGCCCUUUGAAAACAAAACCAACGCAGAAGUAGUGAACGAAGUCACGCAGGGACACCGCCUCUAUCGUCCACACAAAGCCUCCGCUGCUGUCUAUGAAAUCAUGUUCAGGUGCUGGCAUGAGAGACCAGAGGGCCGGCCGUCUUUCUCAGAACUUCUGCAGAACAUUAAAGAAUUAUCUGAGGAAGAAUGA
Molecule: messenger RNA, 1491 nt
Organism: Chanos chanos (milkfish)
Lineage: Eukaryota; Metazoa; Chordata; Actinopteri; Gonorynchiformes; Chanidae
Gene: txk
Product: TXK tyrosine kinase
Exons: 14
Coding region: 1-1491 (496 amino acids)
Biological process (GO): protein phosphorylation
Molecular function (GO): protein binding; protein tyrosine kinase activity; ATP binding
Source: RefSeq, a predicted model, not a curated record